Molecule: messenger RNA, 1946 nt
Organism: Dermacentor silvarum
Lineage: Eukaryota; Metazoa; Arthropoda; Arachnida; Ixodida; Ixodidae
Exons: 1
Coding region: 1-1710 (569 amino acids)
Source: RefSeq, a predicted model, not a curated record
AUGUCGGCGGAGGAGCUCAACCUGCUGUCGGGGCUGUGGAAGAUGCUUAUGAUAGUCGACUGCGAGCACGGUUGGCCGGUGCGCAACCUGAUGACUUGGUGCUGCCCACUGGUAAACGCCUCGUACCUGGAGCCCGACGCCGAAGGCAGGUUCCGCCGCUUCGUGCGCGAAAGGCCUAGCUUCUUUGAAUAUGACAGCAAAUUGGAUAGCGUACGUGUGGCCAAGAAUUCGCCGCACGCUGCCAUCGAAAGGUGUCUGGUCAAGUACUUAACGCUACAGAUAUUGGGAGGACACUGCGAUGUUGGCGCCGAGGCCUCUGAUAGAUGCCAGUCGGCUCUCCCAAACUACAUGGCUGCCCAUCUGAACACCAUAUACGGAGGCAGUUUACGGCUCUUUUGCAAGGCGCAUCCGUCAGACUUCACACUCGACAGCAACGGCACGCAUCUGGUAAGGUUGACUGUAGGCUGCCGUGAGAGGAUCAUGGCGUCGUACAGAAGGGAAGGGGACCUCGUAUAUUUUUUCGUUGAUCUCCUGCACAAGAUUGGAGCGACCAUGGAGAAGCCGUGCCCCGGACACACGCUCAGAUCGUACCUCGAUUUCAUGAGGAGCAACGACAGAAGGCUGCUGUUUGAAAACUAUCGCGACAAUCUGGACGUGUUCUUUCUGCUUAACCCUGCAAACUUCGGGAUGACGAGAGCCGAAAACGGGUCGGUUUACCUUAGGAACCGUGACCCGCACUACGCUGCAGCUUUGUUUCUAAGACAGCAUCUCCAGAUCCAGGGCACGUCCGUCGUCUCUCUGAAAGAGCUCGUAUUCAGAGCCAAGUACACGUCGUCACCGGUGACACAAUACCUUUUUGGCGCCAGAACUGCGGAAAGAACAGUGAGGAAGCUAGUCUGGGGCCACCCCGCCUUAUUUCACAUUAAUGAGACGGGUAACAAGCUGCGGCUUCGCAUUAAGUGCCCGUCAGGUAGACGCUGGAACUCAGACGCCGAACUGUUGGCGGUGGCCCAUUUUAUUCACAUCCUCAAAGACAUAGGUGCGACGUCACCUUCGAGGGCAAUAUGCUUUAAUUACAUCAUAUGUGCUGCUAGUGCUGCACCACCAAAGUGCAAAGGUUACCUGGUCACCGUUUACCCAAGACUAGAAGUGAUCGGACUGUUUCACCUGCACCCUAGCAUUUUCGACCUGUCCUCUGUUAACCGCGUUUCUCUACACACGAAGGACGCACCAGAGACAUUGCCCACCAAGCUGCGUAGUGAGCAGCAGAUCGAAAAGCAAGCGGUCGAGUUUGCAGCCAAGUUAAUCAAGUACGUUUGCCGCCUGACACCCGAGCUUUUUCGCUCUUGCACGGAAGGUCUGCCUCGCGACGUUCGUCAGUAUUGUGAGGCGCCAGUGAAAGGCCGUCUGCAGUCCAUCAUAGAAAGCGGCAGAGCAGUGUUGGCCACGAACGUCCCGCGAACAGUUAUCUCCGCGACAUCCGAGGCUUCAACACAAACCGCCACUGCGCCGACGUCGCUGCCAUUGAUGUGUCAGCCCGCGAAAGAAGCUGCCAAGAAUAACAAACAGAUUCACCGCAACAAUCAGAAGACCACAACAGAAGUCUUUUCGCCGUCGGUAGAGGCUGGUUCAACAAUCGAAGCAAUGAACAAAUCGGACAGCGCAACACAUGAUCAAGAGGGGGAGGCCUCGAGCUCGUUGCCGCGUUAACGCCGCUCGACCUGAAGCGUGAGGCCAGGAAAUCCUCUUCAAAGCCGAAGAGCACCGACCGAGCGUGAAAGGGGCGACCAAAAUCACGGUCAAUGUGGCCCGAAUGUCCAUCUGUAAAGUGGACCGUCCCUAAAUUACGUCAAGCCGAGGUUUUUAUCGUGCCUUAUCGCAGGACGCGUGUAGGAGAAUGUCAUAACUAUAUAUGCAAGGAGUUUUAUUUACUUGUUAGCUAACUU